Paramacrobiotus metropolitanus is the source of this 2046-nucleotide messenger RNA. RefSeq lists its product as uncharacterized. NCBI's taxonomy places the organism in Eukaryota, Metazoa, Tardigrada, Eutardigrada, Parachela, Macrobiotidae. The coding region runs from base 720 to 1745 and encodes 341 amino acids. The record is from RefSeq and is a predicted model, not a curated record. The transcript is spliced from 3 exons.
GCAUACCAUCAAUUUUGUAAAGCUGACUUGCACACAGACUUGCAUGCGCUAGGGUAGGAUAUGUGAGACGAUAAAAUAGCCAUUUAUCGUCCAGCGCGUUCACAAGCCCAUUUUCGCCGAGCGACCUACAUAGUGCAAAUAUUAAUACUACUCUUUCACCGACCGGAGCUUGUGCAUAAGUGGGAAUUUGAGAUAGGAUUUUCUCUCUAUGUAUAAACGCGUUUAUCCUUCGUGAAACUGCAUCCAAGUGUUACCGCAAAUUGUUAGCUUUUGUUCAAAAUUUGCCGGAUGCGAAGGAAGCGAACGAUACUUAUUACAUUAUUAAUUAGUAAUGCCGUGCGAGUUAGUGUGGCGAUUUCGGCUGCAUUUCCUUACUGACGGCGAGCAAAGCUGAUAUUCGUCUACUUUUCUACUAAAUUUAUCUAUCAUUGUUCGACCGGAAACGAGCUCGAUUAUUUUGCCUCUGCCAGCACCGCGCCGUUUAUUAAUCGCACAGAUUUUACACUGGAAUGACUGGAUCACUUGCUGCGCCGGCAUACUCGAUGAAUGAACAAUCAGUGGAUAAGAAGCGAUUUUCAGACAAAUAUGCCGCUGAUCCAGCCACAGACUACAAAGCCAUCGUGACUGUGAUUUGUCAAUCCCCUUGCUAAAAGACCCAUCGUUUUUCCGCGUAUUUGCACACCGCGUCCGUUGUCCAAUAAAAGAGCAAAAAACAGAACAUGGAUAACAGCAGCACAAUGGGCCCAGCGCCAUUCACGCCGCCCACUGAAGCAUCCCCGGCUGUAACGGCCGUUAGCACUUACCAUCCCUACGUGGUCGGCGGUGUAUUUGGGCUAAAUGCUCUGCUUUCCCUGGGCUAUUUGAUUUAUUUACUUCACUAUCGAGCCCACAAUCAUAUGGGUGGUUUGAUAUCCGGUCUACUGCUCCUCACAUUCUUCUUCUCCGCCAUCCGUGCUCUGCUCAUCGGGCAAGCGUUUGCAACUGAAAUCCGUCAGAUCCUGGCGUGGACCGACAGUAUCCGGACGGUAUCGAUUUGCUCCAUAUUCGGGUUGGCCUUUAUUGCCGUGGUACGCAGUGCCGAAUCGGAGCUGGUCAAAGCCAAUAUCGCCAGCAAGUUGGCGUGCAUAGCGUGCAUUCUGGUUAACUACGCGAUUGCCGCGGUUCCCACUAUUUUAUGGCACGUUAACGUGGACCAAUUGGUCGGGAAAGCCUUACAAGUGGCCUGCGACAUGUACUUUAUGACAUUGCUCUGCAUCAUGGGAUUUGCCUACAUUUUUAUGCUACCGAAAACUUUAUCGAUGGGGCGUAAUGCCAAGGCAACUGCCAUCGCGCCGCGGCGUAUCCUAACCGCGGCACUGGUGGGAUUAUUAGCGGCCGUUGUCGCGCUGGUGUAUGUGAUGUUCCUGUCGAUGGGAUUUCUAACCGAGCGGUUAGGGAUUGACUGGAGUAAGAGUGUGAUGAGCGAUCAGUCAGUGUGGUCUGAUGUGCUGCGACAUCUGUGCGCGCUGGGCACCAGCGCAACGGAAGCGAUUCUCACUGGGCUGUUGGUUAUCUGCGCUGUCCUGCUAAUCAAAACACCGCACUCUUCGACGCCGGAAUUAUCACCGGCUACAGCGCCGGAAAUGCAGGGCUUGCUGUAUCCGGGACGCAAUACAAUUAAUAAUCCGACGGCAGCUUAUCGCCCUGCCCAUGCUGUCCACAGUAACGGCUACCAUCAAAUUGAUUUAUAUAAGAACGGCAAAUAAAAUUAGCUGGUGUGGGAGAUACACGUGCUGCGUAUAGACUAUGAAGAGAAAAUCGGAUCGGAUCUGGCAUUCCAUGGCUGCACCUCGUUAAUCGUUUACUCUUUGGCUGAACUGUGUAAAUCUGUGCUUACAUCUUUUUGAAAAACAUUAACAGAUUGACGAAGUAUGUGGGCAAAGCUAUAAAUGGAAUUAGACUAUAGAAGGAAGUAGUGAAAAGGCUGUUUUGGUUUAUUAAUGUGAUAUCUUUUAUCUCCGUGUGUACCGUCGAUAUCUUAUUAAAUUGCGAGGUUUGCAAUUUUCC